This is a messenger RNA of Guillardia theta CCMP2712, 3795 nucleotides long. RefSeq lists its product as hypothetical. NCBI's taxonomy places the organism in Eukaryota, Cryptophyceae, Pyrenomonadales, Geminigeraceae. The record is from RefSeq and is a predicted model, not a curated record. Bases 1 to 3795 code for a protein of 1264 amino acids. Gene Ontology annotation, molecular function: protein binding. The transcript has 12 exons.
AUGGGGAGGGAGAGGUAUGCGCAGGAUGGGGUAGCUUUCCUGCGGCUCCUGCUCCUGCUCUCUUCCGUCUGGUCGUGUGUGGGACAGCAAGUGAAGACCCGCAACCUCAAGGGCCCGGCGUCGCAGCCAUGGAAAUGCAAGCCGGUGAAGAUACAGGGGAACUGGCAUGGACACUACCUGCAUGAUACAACUUUCGUCAAGUGGGAAUGCGAGAUGACGUCAUCAGUGCAACAGGUCUAUCAGGCCACAGUGAACUACCGGCCAUCGAGCGAGAUGUUCAUGGACGUGAACAAUGUCUUCGGCGUAGCCAAGUCUCGAACUUCCACCGGAACAGUGAUCUUUCUCGGAAUGUUCGACAAGGUGGAUGACUGUGAGCUUGCCUGCUUCCGAUAUUCGUCAGGAGGAGCGAAGUGCAAUGCUUACUCGUGGCAUCGACCGGCAUUUGGGUCUCAUGAAUGGCGGCGGCAGUGUUUUGCUGUCGUCGAUGGCCACUGGGUACCUCAUCAACAAAAGGGAGUUGUGAGCGGGCGAGUGGUGCGCCACAGCACUUCCAUGCAAGAUGCAGAUGGUAGAGGAUGUGUCGAUCGCUGCAGCGGUCAUGGAGUCUGUCAGAACACGACGGGAACAUGCAUCUGUGACACAGGCUUCUCUGGUUUUGACUGCAGCGUGGAGGUGGCCUGCGACUCGGCGACAGUGGGAGGAAGGUGCUACACUGUCUUCGAGAAGAAGACUUCAUGGAAGAAGGCGCAGGAAAAGUGUAAGCUGGGAGGAGGAACGCUGGCGAUCCUGCAAUCGAAAGAGCAGCAGAAUGCGCUGCUCGGAGUGUUUGGAGGAUGUAAUAGUGCGUGGAUAGGUCUGAAUGACAUGAAGGAGGAGGGAUCGUACGUGUGGCAGGAUGGGCCCCGUGCCACAUGGUUCAACUGGGCAAAGAAUGAGCCCAACAACAAGGGCAACGAGGACGUGGUGUUGUUGCGGAAGGACACCAAGCAGUGGUAUGACAGCGCCGGGAAGGCCGGGAUGGCAGACUGCUAUGCUUGCUCCUACAAGGAGGGACAGAGCAGCGCACACGGAGAGGAAGCGUCCUCCUGCGCGAGAGACUGCUCGGGACAUGGAGUGUGCGGCGCAGUCACGGGGAUGUGCACGUGCGAGGAGGGAUAUUUUGGUGCAGAUUGUUCUAAGAAGACACCCUGCGAAGGGUUCACCCUCGACCAGAUGUGCUUCGUGGUGUACCCGGAGGCAGGAAGUAGGACAAAGGCUGAGGAGAAGUGCCGCAGCAGGGGAGGGCAGCUGAGCGGGGUUUACUCGCACCAGCACGAGCAGAAGCUGCUGCAGCUGGGCAGGGCGAAAGGAUGUCGGAUGCAGGAGAUGUGGAUAGGGCUGAAUGACCAAGAGCGGGAAGGAUCGUGGGAGUGGUCUAGCAGGGAGAUGAGCGACGUGGACUACGUGAACUGGCUGCCGUGGGAGCCCAACAAUGGAGCGGCCGAGAUAGGAGGACUCUCGCAAGAAGAGGAGGAUGGGGUGGUGAUGGACAAGUUCGGCUGGACAGACGUGAACAUCGCGCGGAGCAACAUUUCCUGCUUCGCCUGCGAGUUUGCAGGAACUGGUCUGCACGAAGCAUCCUCAGCCUUGAGCCGACAUGGCGAGAAGGCUCUUGACUCGCCCGUCCUCUUCAACUUCUUCGCUCCUGACUUGGACCCUGUCCUUCGUCGUGUCUCCUGCCCUCCAGGGGUCGGCGAGUGUGUCGACGAUGAGGAAGUUGGGGACGCAGAGCCGUUUGUGUGCUCUGCUCACGACCCCAACUAUAUAGACGAGGAGGAGGCCGAGGCGGAGGAGGAGGAAGAGGGAGCAGAAGCUGAAGGACAGGAGGGAGAUGAACAGACACUGGAGGAGGUGGUGCAGGAGGAGGAAGACGCGACGAACAUUCCUCCAGCAGCUGUAGUAGAGCUCCCGCCCAGCAAGUGCCGAGGGCCCCUGCCUCUCAUGAACACAACAGCGGAGCGAUGCUGGCGGUCCUGCUUCAAAGUGCAGGAGAGGUUCGGGGAGGCGGCGGGCGACAACUGCAGGCAGAUGUGUGUGAGGCUGGCCGGGUUGAUCAACGAGGACAUGGUGCUGGUGGCUGCAGGGGAAGGCCAGGACGUGCUGGACUUCUAUGCGGGAGUGAACAUAUCUGACCCCUCCAAAGUUGGGACUCAGGGGAGCGAGGAGGAGAAGCAAGUCAGGACAGAAGCGCUGGUCAAUAACGUCUGGGCGGCGGCUGUGCAUGUCGGUCAGCACGAGAAGGCGGAGAGAGCGAUCACGAAGCUCCUGCAGGCGCAUCCCAACUUCCUCAUGCUCCACUACACCCUCGGGGUUGCGCUGAUGACUCAAGGGAGACUGCAGGAGGCGAAGUCGUGCUUCCGUCGCUGCAUGGACAGCGGGGCUGUGAAGGCUCAGUGCCUCACGAGCAUGGGCAACAUCCUCCUCAAGCAGGGCCACGUCGAGGAGGCGACGCGCGUCUUCCUGCUGGGAACUUCUUCAUUCCCCAACUACCCUCCGCUCUUCAGCGGCCUUGCAGCAGCAAGACUGCAGCGAUCCAACCCCGAGGAGGCGUUCGCAAGCGCCCUGCGUGCUGUCCGUCUCCGCCCUUCGGUGGUCCACUACCGGCUGCAGGCAGCCCUUGCAGCCAGAAGGUCAGGCAACUCGACGGCAGCGAUCGAGAUCCUCCAAGAGGGGCUAAAGCAGCCGGGAGGACGCGACGAGGCGGCGCUGCACGUGGUGAUCGCAGAGGUAGCGGAGGGGAUGGUGGAGGAGCUGCAGAACAGGCGGUCACUGCGGUACCUGGAGGCGAACCUCUGCUCCGAUCGAUGUGCAUGGCAGCAAGGAAAUUCCUCCUUGCAUGGCGGAAGGAUCCCCCUGUUCUCCGAGUCAGCUCGCAUGGCACUGCGAUCUUAUCGUCUUGCUAUCCGUAGCCUGCGAAGGCUACGGGAUGAGGCUGAGAGGUGCGAGGAAACGUUCGGGAACGAGACAGUGAUGAAGUGCGGCCGCGCUCCUCCUCUCGUUGAGAUUCUUCGCCUUCGGGCGUUGAUGGCGAACCUGCUGGGAAAGCUCGGGGGAUGGGAGGAAUCCCUUGCCAUCCACUCCCAGAUCCUCGCGCAACGAGCAGGCUUUGUUCCUUCUCUUUUGGGAAAGGCAUCGGCUGCUGCAAACUUGCAGCAGCACAAGGUGGUUGGGGAGGCGAUCGAGAUUGCGAUGCAGCAAGGGAUGCAGAUGAAUCAAGCUCCCUCUGAGACUCGAGUGCUCUACGGAAAUGCGCUGCUCGAGCAUGCGAGAUCUCUCAUUCAGGAGGGGAAGCUCCGAGAGUCGCUUCCUUUGCUGAGAACAGCGAUGAAGGUCGAUUCCUCGAGGACGCUGCCGUAUGCUGUAGAUGCCUGGCGUCUCCUGUGCCGGGUCUACUACAAGCUGAAGCAUCCUGAACCAGCGACCUAUGCCUGUAGCUGGAGUGUCAAACUCUCCCCACAGGCUGUGGAGCCUCGACAAGCUCUGCAGUGGGCUGAGGAGGAGACGAAGGAGCUCCGCAGGCAGAGAGAGUUCAGAGAGCGAGCAAGGCAGCGCGAGCAGAAGGAAAAGCGCAAGGCGGAAGAGGCGAAGAAGAAAGUCGAGGAGGACAAGUGGAAAUAUCAGUUCGGAGAUGGCAGUUGGAGGGAAGGGAAAGGAGGAGGGCGAGGAAACAAGAAGGGGAAGCAAGGAAAGUCGCCUUCGCAAACCAAGAAGCGGGUUGUACGACAUCCUCGAGCUCAAGCCCUCCUGCACGCGUAG